Messenger RNA from Haliotis rufescens (red abalone), 1362 nucleotides. RefSeq lists its product as uncharacterized. The record is from RefSeq and is a predicted model, not a curated record. Bases 156 to 986 code for a protein of 276 amino acids. Gene Ontology annotation, biological process: protein arginylation. The transcript is spliced from 2 exons. Lineage: Eukaryota; Metazoa; Mollusca; Gastropoda; Lepetellida; Haliotidae.
UCGGCACUGUAAACAUCGAAACGUGAAAUGACAGCCGGAAAGCUACAGGUGUUAUCAUGCUGAUCUCCUCUCGUUUAUUCCGUUAGACCAGAAGGAUGAUACGUAUGGGAGUCUCUCUAACUUGUUUCGUGUACUGUUUGUCAAAUUCAUAGAAAAUGGAUCCUAAACAAAGUGUCAAACUUGGUCAAAAGAAACUGACAGCUGACGGGAAACCUAAAAAGACGAAAAAGAAACGUAAAAACCGAAAACACUCAGGAAAAUCGGAAGUGAAAGACAGCGAUCCAAGUCCAGAAAACGGACUUGAAGUUGAAGGUGUACAUAUUCUUAACCAUACUACUCUUGGAGCAGACUCCGACACAUCACUGCUUACAUCCCGUAAAAAGAAAUCGCUUCCAAAAAUUCCUUCUGACGACAGGGACCUGCCAUCGCCAGUAACCAGGAAAGGUGCUAAACAUUCAAACCUCAACUCCACCAUCAAGGACCCUUUGCCAAGGGCAAGAUCCGAACCCCAUAAUUCUGGUGUCCUUGACAUAACAAACAGGAUAUCCACAGUGACAAUAAAGACAAAAAGUAAAGGCGAGAAAUGUUCUAGGACUAAAGGCCACUUGGGAUCAAACCGGGCCAAAAGUUCAAAGAAAAUCGAACAAAAUUUUGUUUCUGUUUCAACGACGAUCAACAAAAUGCCGUCGCCUCAGCCAUUCAAUGAAAGUUUACGCUGGGAGGAUAUACUGGAUGAUCCUGAGGCAGAGCGUGAGAGGAUAAAAAUAUAUAAGAUAAACCGGAGGAAGAGAUACCUUGCUGCAGCCCAAGCUAAGGGUUUGGGCUGGGUGUCGGACUAUGGUAUGAAUGGGUCGCCACUGUCAGAGGAUUCUGGCAUCGACUCUUUACGAGACUCUCGUCUUUUAACUGAUUUUAGUACACUACGGGCACUGCGUCCAAGCCAGAGUCACUCAGCGCUAACUGAAACAGGGCUUAUAGAGUACUAGGCUAUUAAUGUAUAUACUGGUGUAAUUGCAUCCCUGAUUUAUGAUCUUGUGUAUCAUGUCUCCAUUAUAUUUGGAUAAAUACCCAUUCACCAACACAGCUUCAUUUUGGGUCUUGUUUGAAUGACGUGGAAGCUAUAAAUAGCUGUCCAAUCAAAUUACACUGAAAUUGUGGCGACGUCACCAGUGCUUGAAAUGAUUUGUUGUGUACCAUCUCUACAACUGGGAACGCCUUAUAGCAUGAAGACUUCCCUGCCUUGUCUUAAUACUCAGGGGGGGAACGGGUGGCCCAGUUGUCUAAGGCGCCACGAUUUGCUGUGCAGAGUAGCGUCCCUUGGGUACGCCAGAAACCUAUGAUUGUGGGUUUGAAUCCCGGUUC